This is a messenger RNA of Penaeus indicus, 1533 nucleotides long. RefSeq names its product basic proline-rich protein-like. The record is from RefSeq and is a predicted model, not a curated record. The transcript is spliced from 3 exons. NCBI's taxonomy places the organism in Eukaryota, Metazoa, Arthropoda, Malacostraca, Decapoda, Penaeidae. The coding region runs from base 1 to 1533 and encodes 510 amino acids.
AUGGUUACCCCGGCGGCCCCCGGCCGGAUGCGUGGGCGCGAGCCCGCGACCUUUGCUGUGCGCUGCGGCUGGGCCAUGGCAGCCAGGAGGCUGCCCGCCUGCCGCUCGCCAACCUACCAACAACCUCUUCCACGCGCCCAGCACCAACAACACCACCACAAAGGGCCUCGGCAACAGGGCGGCGGGGGAGGGAGGCCAUUGGGGAAGGGGGAUGAGGGACCGGAGACGCGCAGGGACGCGUGCCUCCUUACAGCUGCCAAAAACGCCCGUUCGCCCAACACCACCGCGAACAGGGGCCGCCCCCGCCCGCUCGUCAGGGAGGACACCCCCUCCAGGGGGACCCACGCCCUCGCCGCACCGCGGCUUCGCUCUGGGGACCUCCCCGAGCCCUCGCUGCCUCGGCCUCAGAGCCCUCUCAGGAGGCGGCGGAGGGAGGAAGGAGGGCCCGACCAGGGCCUGCCUGCCUGGACACAACCAACCCCGCCCGGGGACGGCGGGGAGCCGACCACGCUCGGGAUACCCGUCCGCGGCCGCGAGGGAGCCCGCCCACCGAGGCCUCGUCGCCGGCCCGGCGCCGCCCGCCCGCCAGCCAGCCAGUCCCAAAACGCCAGCGACCCAAAUUCGUACCCAUACACUUGUCGCCGCGGCCGUUCGCACCACCACCCCAAACGGCCGCCCUCUCGCCCGCCCGUCAAGGCGCACGCCCCCUCGCAGACCCCGACAGAACCGAGGCUCCGGGAACGCCCUCGCUCGCCGCUUCUCCCGCACCACGGACACGGGCCCAAUGGCCCCAGGCCCGGGAGCGCGCAGCCCGGCUGCGGCCCGCAACACAGGCAGGGCGAAGCUGCUCGGAGGCAGGGAACGUUGCUGCACGGCCGGACCAAGAGGCCAAGAGGCGAGGGCCAGCGUGCGCGGGUGGUCGAAAAAGGGGCCUUGCCCGCUCGCAAGGCCAACGGCAACGGCGGCAAGCGACCGUCCGCACACGGCCUGCCUGCCUGCCGUCCGUCGUCCGUCCCCAGCUCGUCCCCUGCCGCCAACCCACUUCCACGCCCGGGGAAGGCGGUGGCGGCGACCUGUCUGCCUCCGCAGACCAAAUGCGGCCACAGCCAGCUCGCCCCCUUGCCGCCAACCUACCGCAACGGCCGGGGAAGGAGGCGGAGCCUGGGGGCGCCCAGGCCGCCCGACCGUGACCGCCAUGGGGCCGCCGCCUCGCCCCGCGCGUCUCGCUCUCAGCCGCUGGCCCGGACCAGCCUUGCCCCCGCAGGGUUAGCGGCUCGGCCUUUCACACACCACCACCGGAAACAGGUCCUCCUGCUGCUCAUGUCCCACCGAGCGGAGGGCUCUGAGGAACAGGCAGAGGAAGAAUGGGGGGGACCCCCACACCCCCUAACCCCAUCCCCCUGUAGUAGCAAGGCUUCAGUGGAGAGAUCUAAGUUUUUAAAACUUUUAGCCUUUACCUCUAAGCUUAUUGCUUCUAGAACUUUCUUAUUUGACAAGAAACUUGUGCAAUUUGAAGCCACCCUCCGAGCAUAA